AAUUAAAGUCACGCUUUAAAUAUCUCUGUCUCAAAAAAAACUGUUUGCCUACAGAAGAAAACAAGUGAAUUCUUUAUCUAUUUACCUUUUUCUUUAACGCAGUAAUUCAAUAAUUGUUGUCUUGUCACUAUAAAUUAUAGCUAAAAAUAAAUCUCCAGAGAAAAUAAUAUUCUCGUUCUCCAUCGGCUUUCCUCUCAUCGGAGCUCCCUGGUUCUGAAGGAACCAAAGACAAGAUUUUGAUCUUGGUGGUGGAGAAACCGAAAGAUGGAAGGAGAUGUGUUCUCAGGCUUCGGAGAGAGACACAACAUGGAUGGGAAACUGCUGCAGAGUUUCCAGAAGAGCUUUGUGGAUGUUCAAGACAUUUUGGAUCAGAACCGGCUGCUGAUCAACGAGAUCAAUCAGAACCACGAGUCCAAACAGCCUGAUAACCUGGGUCGAAACGUCGGUCUCAUCAAAGAGCUCAACAACAACAUCAGAAGAGUGGCUAGCCUUUACGGUGACCUCUCUCAUUCUUUCGCAAGAUCGAUGGAGGCUUCAUCAGAAGGUGAAUCUAGUGGAACCUUGAAAUCUUCCGAUGGGAAAGCUAACCAGAAGAGGUUUAGAUCCGGUUAGUGUUAUAUAUAAACCGAGAGAGAGCCACCACCAAAAGCUGAUUUUCAUUCAAAGACUCAGAGCUAAUUUGAUUGAAGAGAAAGAAAGAAGAAAAAAGAGUUUUUUUACUACUGCAAUAUCUCACUGUUGGAAAAUGAUAAGCUACAUACGUUUUUCACCAAAAGAUGAUUUUCAGAUUAAUUGUUUGUUUGUUUGUUUUACUUUGGAAAAAAACUUGAAGAAACUUGUUGUAAAGUUCACACAUUUGAGUUUAUGAUUUGGUUUCUCCA
Raphanus sativus (radish) is the source of this 881-nucleotide messenger RNA. Its product is annotated as protein ELF4-LIKE 4. The coding region runs from base 265 to 612 and encodes 115 amino acids. Lineage: Eukaryota; Viridiplantae; Streptophyta; Magnoliopsida; Brassicales; Brassicaceae. The transcript is spliced from 2 exons. Gene Ontology annotation, biological process: positive regulation of circadian rhythm; entrainment of circadian clock. The record is from RefSeq and is a predicted model, not a curated record.